AUGACCUCAAGCUUCAGCAAUACGAUUUUUAAACCCAGAAGACAUGCGAGUAUCUUCUUCCUUUUUAUAAUUUUACUUACGACCUUUUACUUUAUUGGACAUGAACAACCCUUAAAUAAAUUUAAUAAUUCAUCGGAUUGUCAAGAAAAAUAUUUAACCUACCUUCCCCACGAUGGUUUCAAUAAUCAAAGAAUUGAAUUAGAAAACGCAAUAUUCUUAGCAUGGUUCUUAAACAGAACUUUAAUAAUUCCACCUAUACUAUUUUUCAAUGGUGUUGCCCCAAUAAUAUCGCAGCCGUAUGAUGAACUAUAUAAUCUUUUGACACAAUUUAUGCAACCUAAUAAUGAUUUUAAAAAAAAUAAUUUUACAUUCUGUUUUAGUGAAUAUAAAAAAGAUUGUAAUUUUGUUUUAUGCUUUCGAGAAGAUCAAAAUAACUGCAAAACGGUAUCUUAUACUAUGUACAAUUGGGAAGAGUUGAUGGACUUUACAUUUUUGAAACAACACAUAAAUUACAUUCAUCGUCAAGAUUUUAGUCUUAAGCACCUACUGGAAUCACUUCAGAUUCAUGACGAUAAUGAAGUGUAUAAUGUUACUAGUGAUCAAACACAAUAUCAACAACGAUAUUAUGAUAAUCCUAAAUCAACAACCGCUCUCGGUAAAUUCAAAGAAAGUGUGAAUUUAAUUGAUCUAAGUAAAAGAUCCGAAAAACUAUUACACUUUGGUAGUGUGUUUUCAUCAAUUAGAAUUGUUAUACAGUUACCUGAAAGUAAAAAAUUUUGGAGAGACUUAAAGAAUAAAAUGUUACCGAACAAUCCAAUAAUAAUUAAUAUUGUAAAUAAUAUUGUUGACAAAAUUGGUGGUCCUGAUAGUUUUGUUGGUGUACAUGCAAGAUUAGGAGAUGGCUACUUUGUCGAAAAUCAAAAUAAAACAGUACAAGAACUUAUCAGAAAAAUUCAACACGAUUUUAAAAAUUAUGAUGUAACUAAUCAUGAAUCUUGUUUACCUACCAUAAUAUUUUUAGCAACAGAUGUAAAGCGUGAUCACUUAUCCCUUCAACCAUUCUUUAAAACUUUUCCUUGUGUAUUUACAAUAGAUGAUUUUAAUGAUUUAUUAAAACCUUUGAAACUUUUAAAAAACCCUAGGGAUGGUAUGAUUAUGUAUGAAUUCUUUUUACCCUUGGUAGAUUUGCUAGUUGUAUCAAAAGGUAACAAGUUUUAUCAAACUCACAAAAGUACAUUUUCAAAAUAUGCAGAACAGUUAAAUAAUAUUAGGCAAUUAUAA
Messenger RNA from Cetraspora pellucida, 1281 nucleotides. Lineage: Eukaryota; Fungi; Glomeromycota; Glomeromycetes; Diversisporales; Gigasporaceae. The record is from the annotation of a GenBank genome assembly.